AUGAAGUUCAACGUUGCUUUCGGCCUUGCUGCCGCCCUCUUCAUGGCUCCUAAUGCUGUGGCCUGGAACCUUCCUGGAUUCGGCAACAACAAGGAUGCUACUCCAACUUCCCAGUUUCCCUCUGGCUCCCAAUCCACCGGCACUUUCACAUCUGGUAGUGCAGGAGGUGAUGGCUAUGGUGGUCAUGGCGGUCACGGUCACGGCUCCGGCCACCCUUCUGGUCGUCCUGGACCCCGUCCCUCGGGUAGUGAUAACCCCUCCGGAGGCUUCGGUGGUGGUCGGGGCGGUCCUUCUCCUUCUGGAGGUCCCCAGCCAACUGGUGGCUUCGGCGGUGGUAGCCCAUCCAGCUUCGUGACCGUGCCUGCGGGUCCCACUCCUAAUGCUGAGCCCAACUCCCAGGGUGAGGACGCCCAGCGUGUUCAUGCUCGUCAGUUCCCUGCCGUUUUAGCUUAG
Messenger RNA from Penicillium angulare, 453 nucleotides. RefSeq lists its product as uncharacterized. The transcript is spliced from 2 exons. Lineage: Eukaryota; Fungi; Ascomycota; Eurotiomycetes; Eurotiales; Aspergillaceae. The coding region runs from base 1 to 453 and encodes 150 amino acids. The record is from RefSeq and is a predicted model, not a curated record.